Molecule: messenger RNA, 3975 nt
Organism: Phlebotomus papatasi
Lineage: Eukaryota; Metazoa; Arthropoda; Insecta; Diptera; Psychodidae
Product: constitutive coactivator of PPAR-gamma-like protein 1
Exons: 8
Coding region: 643-3936 (1097 amino acids)
Cellular component (GO): nucleus
Source: RefSeq, a predicted model, not a curated record
GUGUGAGGUUUUUUUUUUAAUGUGGUAAGUGUAUUUUGCUGAAAAUCGUGAAAAAACUAUUAAGUACCUUAAAUUUGGGGAUAAAAAGUUAAUUGAGGUGUGAAUGAGAGGCUAAAGGAUAGAUAGAUGCUGAAGAAUUAGGGAUUUGUGGUGUAGUUAUUGCCAAAUUCUGCAUUUUGGUUGAGUGAAAAAUUCUAACCUCACUUUUUGGUUGUCAAGAGUGAGAAAAUGUGAAAUUCUCAGAGGUCUUUUUUUUCCUGCACUUCUGAGAAAGAGAAAAAAAGUCUAUUAUUUAAUGAUAUCAUUCUAUUUUUAGUGUUUUCCUUAUCUAUUGGCAAUAGUUGUGGGUAAUGCAAGUGUUUAGAGGUUGAAAAGUGAAUGAUAGAGAAGACUUUUUGCUAGUGAUCUACUUUUUUCCUCCAUUUCAUCGUCCAAGAAUCUCAUUCCGGGAAUUACUUCUUAUCGCCCAAAAUAUUGCAGACAAUUAAACGGCAGAAAAGUCCGCAGAGGGAGGGUGAAAAACUACCUCUCUAGCUGUUCUCUAUUCGGGCACAAAUUAUCCGCGAUAUCGAUAGUGCUUUAGUUUUUGUUAUCGAUUGUUUUUGUUCCAGGAAGAAUUGUGAGUGCAAAAGAGCUUAGAAAAUGAUCAAUGCAACGGAUUUGCACGCUUUCUUGGGCAAAAUCGAGGGUGGGAGCGUUGCAGUGGAUCUACUGAAGAUUGUUCCAGCGGCCGGAAAUGCAAAGUCCAAGCAGAAGAAUGGAAAAAUUCGACUGGCACUCGAUAUGGAGGAUUGCUUAGAUCGAUUCUACGGAGGCUAUUAUUCGGACUGGGCAUGUGGUGGACAAUGGAAUCGAGCGUAUCAGUUUGUUCAGCUACUUGCAAAUGCAUUUAGUACAGCUCAAAUUGAGAUAAUUGCUUUUUUCGACGGUACACUCAGAGAGAAUAAGAGACUUGAGGGCGAACGCAAUGAUUAUCGCCAGAAGACAAUCUCAGUGUUGAAACACAUUCGUAUGAUUGGAACACCACCGCCAAAAAUUUGGUGGUUGCCCCCAUCGGGGCUGCGAACGUGCUUGAGAAAUGCCAUGCGCAAUAUCAAUAUUCAGGUCAUUCAGACGAUCCAUGAUCACACAAUGGAAGUUAUUGAAUAUUUUCACGAGCAUCGUCUCGAUGGGAUUCUCGGUGUUCAUCCCGACUACAUCAUUGCCAAUUGCAGCAGGUACUUCAGUUCGCAUGAUUUAAGGCUGUCGUACAAGGGAUCACUGGAAACGAAGGAAUACAGUGUAUCGAAAUUGUUGUCAAGUCUCAGUCUCACAGCAGAUCAUUUGCCCUUUGUGGCUGUUCUGCUUGGUGGCUAUGUAUUGCUGGAUGAGGCUCAACUCAAGAGUAUCUAUCAGAAAUUGGGUGUUGAUGUUAGUGGGGAUUUUGAGGGAAAAAUCCGCAAGAUUGCUGAAAUUGUGAGGAAUUCUCCCACAAAUGACACCAAUGAAUUCAUCAAGCAUCUCAAUUUAGCUGAUCAUUCAGCGGCAAUUGUGGAGUCUAUUGAAUAUUAUCAGCGCAAAGGCAAAUUCUCAGUCAAGAAAUAUUUGGGCAAUAAAAAGAAGAUCUCCUUCGAGGUGAAUGUUAAAGGCGAUGAUUCCAUGCCGAUGGCAUCGGAAACAAGUGAAAAUGACGAAGUUGCGAAGAAGAUUCUAAGCGAUGUGAACAAUUUGGUGGAUGAAAGUGAAUCCUAUGCAAAUGGAAGUCAGCCCAGCACAAAUGCAAGUAGCACUAAAGUGAGUACUUCCAGUGGUGGACACUUUAUCUACACGCUUCCCGGCGAGGUGCUAAAAACUUCACUGAACCGUCAUCAACGUGGCAUGAUGGAUUCAAAAAUUUAUCAGCUUUUAACCAAGAAGUCCAUUGUUUUGCCACAGGUGCUAGAAGACGAACAAAGCCGUGAUGUUCCAUCUGUUCAUUUGUUCUAUCGUCCUGCUCGUCAAAUGAUUUACGCCAUUCUAUUCAACUUAUACCACCAAAGAUAUCUGUGUUCAAAGACAAAUAAGAAUCAAACGAAUGCUGCUGGAAGUAGCGGUGGCAGCGGUGGUAGUGGUGCAAAUGCUCCAAAGCCCGAUGUUGUUAUAUCUGAAUGGAUAUGGACACCGCAGAAUGAAUAUAAGAAGCCAGAAAUGGUGAAGGCCACCCAAUUGCCAUGGGCCGUUCCAACGGUGCAACGUCUCUGGUUUGGUAUGGCAUUUGAAGAUAAGCAGCGCCGAAUGAAGGCCUUCCUCACAAUUAUGCGAUCGGAUUCGCUUUUGAUGCUCAAUCGGGGAUAUGUUCCGCAGCAUAUGUUGGUGAUGGCGUGCGUUUUGCGGUAUAUGAUUACAGAUCCUGACAAAAGUAUGCUGACACGUCAAGAAUUGGAUGCCUUCCUGGCUACAGCAUUCUCACAUCAAUUGCUCAAUGUUGAGUACACACAAGAAUUGGUGCUACCAUGUGUCCAUUUGCGCGGUGUCUACUUGGCCACGUUGUUUAUGCAGGGUGUAGAGACGGCUUCCCUGGCCAAUGAUGCCUGUGGAAUCCCUCUGCCAUGGCUGAUGACAAAUCCAUGGUUGUUCUUCGAUGGGAAACUCUUCCAUCUCAAACUGAAAAUGUCCACAUAUGUCCAGAGUCUCCGGGAACUCUGUGACGAUCAGAUUGAGAUUGUGCUCAAGAUUGAGCGCUUCCGCAAAGCCAUCCUCGAGGAUGUUGAGCACUAUCUCCUGCCAGCUCACAUUGAUCACACAAUGUAUCGCCCGGGAUUCCUGCCACAGCCACCACCGACAAAUCUCCCACAGCAUUUUGGCAAGGGACAACUGCAUCAGAUGGCCAACAUUCCACAGGCAUCUGCCGACGCCAGUGGCUACUAUUCCUCAGCCGUGGCUGCCACUGGGGCUCCCUACUACGGAGCUCCACUCACAUCCCGUGUUCUUGCCGGCUCGGGAAUGGAUGCUGGAACAGCGGGAGUUGCAAUGCGCGGAGGACGUGGUUCGGGCGGGAUGUAUCCACAGCAGAGGGCCGGAGUCGCCAAUGCUCGCAAUGGGGCACACCAGAAGGGCUAUCAGCUGAAAGUUGGAGGAGUUGUUGUGGGCUCAUGGGCUGCUGGUGGUAGUGCUGCUCAAAUGCGUCCAGCCCUUGGGGGCAAUCAGAAUGCCAACAGUAGCAAUGCUGGUCGAUCUGUGCGUAUUCCAGGUCGUGCCGGGAAUGCUGCUGUGCGCUUUGGUGUCAAUGGACGUGGCACAAAGGGUGUUACGGGCAGUCGGUUGCAUCGUGGUCAAGUGACUGUGCCCCAUCAUCAGGGUGUCAGUGGUGGACGUGGGGCUGCUGGGUAUCCGUAUGGUGGAAAGGUGAGUCGCAAUAAGAAUCGCAAGACCAAAAAGGAGAAGAAAUCUUCAAAGGCAACGGCGCCAAAGGCAGAGAAUGAUGCUGCAGCAGCUGGUGCCAGCAACGGGAACACCAACAAUGAGGCUGCAACGGAGAAUGAAGUGGCUGAACUGACUGAGAACUUGAAUCAAGUUUCACUGGAAUCUUCCACUGUUGAACUCCAGAAUGGGACAACUGUGUUGGCAUCUGACCUGGCCAAUUCGAUGUGUGACGAGAUCCUCAAGGAGGAAGAGAGUGAGCAGAAGAAGAAGAAGAAGGCCGAAGUAGAUGGGAAUGCUACAACAGAUUCAGAUGCAAAACCAGCCGAAAGUUCAUCUGGAGCAGCCGAAAAAGAGGUAAAGCUUGAUAAAAAUGGUGUUAAUGGUACGAAUGAUUCACAUGAUGCCCUUUCUAUAAAGUCCGCCAGUUGUGAUACUGAUGUCAAGUUGAAAAGUAGUCAGGGUAAAGGAGAAAUUGAGAAGAAAUUGGAGGAAAAUGGCUCCGCAACUUCCGCGAUUGGGCAGAAAGGACAAGAAGAUGUGCCUGUUAACAAUUAAAAAAAACAAACACACGCAUACAGAUAGAAAAAAAGAAAA